UCGUUCGGUUCGGUCAUGCUACGUGGCUGUGCGCGAAAGUCUGUGUCGUCCGUAAACGCAUACUGCCGUGAAUACCUUACAAGGAUUAAUCUUGAGGAAAAUUCACCAAUUUAUCACCCUCAAACAAGUCAUUCUGAGUGGAUUUAGAGAUGUUUCCAUUCGGGGUGGGAGUGCAAGUGAUUUGAUUGAUUUACCUUCCACAAAUGUGAAUGAGAAAAAAAGAAUCCCCUUUAACCACUGUUCGUUCAAGCUACUCUAUACCUACCAAGAAAAAAAAACAUUUUGUGUAUGUGCUUCUAAAGUUCUCAAGUUGUGGGAGGGUUGAAAGAAAACCAAUAACAAAAAAACAGGGGUAAAAUAGAAGAAAAGUAAAAGGGAAAAGAAGAAAAAAAAUUUAAUACCCAAAUUCUGAUGGAUUUCCCACCAUCGAACUGCGAUUGAUGAGAUCUAUGGUGUGGCAAGGCAGUUGAGGCUGGAAGAAAAAUGUGUGACACGACAAGGAUUUCCUCGUUGCAACGAGGAAAUUUGUGAAAUUCCCACCAACCCAGAGAAAUACAACACACAGCGAGGAAGAAGGGAUUAAUAAAUCAUUUUGGGGGAAGACGGCAUUUUUGUCUGAACCACACAACGUAAAAAUGACUCUCACCGCAAGAGCAUCAAUCUCACUAAUCAUUGUGGCUAUAGCCGCAAUGGGUAGUGGAUUAGCACAGAUAUCUACGGAAAAAAUACCCCUUGGUGCAAUUUUCGAACAGGGAACGGACGAAGUGCAGAGUGCUUUCAAAUUUGCAGUCCUCAACCACAAUUUGAACAUUUCAGCCCGGAGAUUUGAGCUGCAAGCUUAUGUGGAUGUUAUAAAUACAGCGGAUGCAUUUAAACUUUCCCGCCUCAUCUGCAAUCAAUUCUCAAGGGGUGUCUUCUCAAUGCUCGGUGCCGUGUCACCGGAUUCCUUCGACACACUGCACUCCUACUGCAAUACAUUCCAGAUGCCAUUCAUCACACCAUGGUUCCCGGAAAAGGUGCAGAGUCCAUCAUCGGGCUUCCUGGAUUUUGCCAUCAGCAUGCGCCCCAAUUACCAUGAAGCCAUAAUCGACACAAUCCGCUUCUAUGGAUGGAAAAAAAUUAUCUACGUGUACGAUUCGCACGAUGGACUUUUACGACUCCAACAAAUAUACCAAGGCCUCCAGCCGGGCAAUCAAACAUUUCAAGUGGAAACUGUAAAACGCAUAUCGAACGCCUCGGAAGCGAUAGAAUUCCUGCGAGUGCUGGAGAACGUGGACCGCUGGUCCAGGAAGUACAUCGUGCUCGAUUGCUCAACUGAUAUGGCUAAGGAGAUUAUCGUGAAUCACGUUAGAGACAUUUCUCUUGGCCGUAGAACUUAUCACUACUUGCUGAGUGGUCUUAUCAUGGAUGAUAGAUGGGAGACCGAAGUGAUAGAAUAUGGUGCCAUCAACAUAACUGGCUUCCGAAUUGUGGACACGACGAGGCGCUAUGUGAGGGACUUCCUCGAGGGAUGGAAGAAACUCGACCCAGCCACGUCUCAAGGGGCAGGCAAAGAAUCAAUAUCGGCACAAGCUGCACUCAUGUACGAUGCUGUGUUCGUUCUCGUGGAAGCUUUCAAUAAGCUCCUGCAGAAAAAACCUGACCAAUUCCGCAGCUACACCACAAGACGUAGUCAACCGUUUAACACCUCCUCCUAUUCCACCGCCAUGGCAGCUGGUGGCUCAGUUGGUGCCACAAACAAUAGGGGUUUGGAUUGCAACACAGCCAAAGGUUGGGUCACCCCGUGGGAGCAUGGUGAUAAAAUUUCUCGAUAUCUCAGAAAGGUGGAAAUUGAAGGUUUAACUGGACAAAUUCGCUUUGCAUCCGAUGGGCUGGCAUCGAGGAAGAACUAUACGUUGCAUGUGGUGGAGAUGACGGUGAAUAGUGCAAUGGUUAAGGUGGCUGAAUGGUCUGAUGUAUUGAGAUUCACACCCAUUGCGGCAAAGUACAUCCGCCUUCGACCACAUACAGACAUUGAGCACAACAGGACGUACAUUGUGACCACAAUUGUGGAGGAACCAUAUAUAAUGGAGAGAACAGCUGAACCUGGACAGGUGCUUGAAGGGAAUGAUCGUUUUGAGGGCUACUGCAAGGAUCUGGCGGAUAUUGUGGCGAAGAAGUUGGGUAUUCGCUAUGAGCUGCGUGUGGUGAAGGAUGGGAACUACGGGGCGGAGAAUCCCGAAGUUCCUGGUGGUUGGGACGGUAUGGUGGGUGAGUUGGUGCGACGAGAAGCUGACGUGGCAAUAGCAUCCAUGACGAUAACGUCGGAGCGGGAGAGAGUCAUUGAUUUCAGCAAACCAUUCAUGACGCUCGGAAUUUCCAUCAUGAUAAAGAAGCCCAUGAAGCAGAAACCUGGAGUGUUCAGCUUCCUCGAUCCACUAUCCAAGGAGAUUUGGGUUUGCGUGCUACUCAGCUAUUUCGGUGUGAGCAUUGUACUCUUUAUUGUGUCCAGAUUCUCUCCGUAUGAAUGGCGAUUAUUCAGUUCUACAGGAGAGGAAUCCCACCACCUUGAACAAAUUUCCGGGGGCCAAACGUCGCACACGGUCGUAAAUGAAUUUAGUAUUCUCAAUUCAUUCUGGUUCGCCUUGGGAGCUUUCAUGCAGCAAGGAUGUGACAUAUCUCCGCGCUCCAUAUCUGGUCGCAUUGUUGGAUCCGUGUGGUGGUUCUUUACUCUCAUUUUAAUAUCAUCCUACACUGCUAAUUUGGCGGCGUUCCUUACGCUCGAAAGGAUGGCGUCGCCCAUUAAUUCGCCCGAAGAUUUAGCUUCGCAAACUGACAUACAAUAUGGUACGGUCUACCAUGGUGCCACGUGGGAUUUCUUCAGGAGAUCCCAAAUAACUCUCUACACAAAAAUGUGGGAGUACAUGAACUCCCGGAAGCAGGUCUUCGUGCGCUCAUACGACGAGGGUGUACGACGUGUGAGAACAUCCAAAGGGAAAUACGCCCUUCUAAUUGAAUCACCCAAGAAUGAUUAUAUUAAUGAACGAGAACCGUGCGACACAAUGAAGGUUGGCCGUAAUCUCGAUGCCAAAGGCUUUGGUAUUGCUACACCACUCGGAUCCCCAUUGAGGGACCCCAUAAACUUGGCCGUGCUGUCGCUGAAGGAAACCGGCGAAUUGACCAAGUUGAUGAAUAAAUGGUGGUACGAUCGAACAGAGUGUCGACACGAUAAAUUCGAUACGACCCGCAAUGAGUUAUCACUCAGCAAUGUUGCUGGCAUCUUCUACAUACUAAUUGGGGGUCUCUUGCUGGCACUGGUUGUAGCUCUCGUUGAGUUUUGCUUCAAGAGUCGCUCGGCAAACAAUCAAAUGGAUGCAGUGAAAACAAAGCCCAAAUUAACAAUUCAAAUGACCGGCCGAGAGUAUGACAAUGGGCGUGUUGGGUACUACACACCAUCGAGUCAAAUGCCAGGGCAUGUUGAACCACCGGACCAGAUGCAUGGGAACCCCCACGUACAGGUUUGACGGGAACUUGCGCAGGAGUCUCGACUAUGACGACCACCCUGCGCCCCGUCAAUACGCCGGAUAUUGGCCAACAGCCGUCAAGAAACGGAGAAAAUGCUAGGCCAUGACACCCUCAAUCGACACCCUGUCGGGUCAUCGUCAUCUCCCUACCUCGAGACCUGAGCAAUGGGGACCCAAACUGACGCAUCGUCAGCGGGUGAAGGUGGGCCCAACGCCCACAUUUCUAAAUCAAAUCCACUACUGAAAGUUCGUGCCGUGAACUCACUGUGUAGCUAUCACUCGUGAGAGCCAUACCUAUAUAACUUUUAGACAGAGAGAACGAGAAAAUGAGAAAAGAAGAAAAUCACAAUAAUUUAUAGCCACAAAAA
This is a messenger RNA of Lutzomyia longipalpis, 3871 nucleotides long. RefSeq names its product glutamate receptor 1-like. The transcript has 13 exons. NCBI's taxonomy places the organism in Eukaryota, Metazoa, Arthropoda, Insecta, Diptera, Psychodidae. Bases 636 to 3503 code for a protein of 955 amino acids. Gene Ontology annotation, molecular function: glutamate-gated receptor activity; transmitter-gated monoatomic ion channel activity involved in regulation of postsynaptic membrane potential. Gene Ontology annotation, biological process: modulation of chemical synaptic transmission; monoatomic ion transport; synaptic transmission, glutamatergic. Gene Ontology annotation, cellular component: postsynaptic membrane; plasma membrane. The record is from RefSeq and is a predicted model, not a curated record.